UGGCAACGCAGCUUAUCACCUCGCCGUUGAUUGUUGUACAGAGUAGCAUUCAGCUGAACUGUUCCGUCGGCAUUCCGUAACUAGCACGCGCUGCCUCAUCCUCGUGAGAGGGGCCCACGGCAAAGAUCAAUGCUGGUGAAAAAAUCUGCGUCAUGAGCUCACCAAAUCGAUUGAAGUUCCCUGGUGAGGACUUCUUUCACCCGGGCUUUACACCAGCAGGGUUCACACCGACCACAACCUCAGAGGAUGAAGUUUUUACCUCACGGUUGGAGCCACAGCCAAACCCGAUUAUCACAAGAAAGCCGGUCUCCAGCCCAACUCAACAGGCCUUGAACGCAAGUUCAAACCUGAAUCCAUUAGCUAUGAACCCUGUGUUGAUAUCCUCGUCGGAGGCAGCAACUGAGGCAUCAACCAUCGCCAAAAGUGAAGAGAAAGGGGGGUUGGGCUUGGGUCUAGCCCAAGAGCCUAAUACAGAAGCUACUUUGCCUGUUCCCGUCCAGAACUUGCUAUCAGUGGAGAGCCCAACGGAAGAGGUUUCCGCUCCGAGCUCUUCGUACGGUGACUCGUCUGCCGUCUCAGCGAACCCAUCGCAGCCAUCACCACCAGCACCGUGGCCGACGAUUCCACAUGUGCAGAUGGACUAUGCUUUCUCUCAGCUUCAUGGCGGUGACGCGCCUUCACAAGAGACCUCCCAACCCGUGUCUCCUAUUAGCGAUUCAGACUAUUUUGAUUCCACCCAGGCAAGCAGGGUAAACUCGCUAGCCCACAGAGUAUCGCAUCGGGCAGUAGCUCCGAUGUCUGCAACAUCUGAUGCGCCAAUGCCACCACUUCCCAUAGGACACCAAAAGUUGCCAGAUGAAUAUGAACAGCAGAAAAAGGUUCAUGGUGAGCAUAUGAAUGAGCGAGAAACCGCAAUUCCGUCUCUGGAGAAGCGCCGCUCAACUAACAACUGGCCACUGGGACUUUACUUUGAUCGUCCUUCAGAUGAUCUCAGCCCCAUAGCUGCAGUUGGCGAGCUGCCAGAGGUUAAGCAAAGUCCGUCUCACGCAUCUCCAGAUAUCAGGAGUCCUUCGGUGCUUGAAACACCAACCCCUUUGCUCUUACGAGCACCGAACACCCAACAGCAGAUGUUUGGACCGCAGAGAGCAUCACAGCAGUACCAGUCAACACUCUCACCUCACCGAUCCUCGCAGACUUUUAUUCCGUAUCGGGCAUCUCAUCCACAGUACGCGGCUUCGGCUCCAUUGGAUACGAGAUGCUCACUCCCGCCGGUCUCAAUGCAAGCAGAGCGGCCAACUAUUAACUCUCAGCAAUCGAGAUAUUCAUCCGCCACAGCGGGUGGGACGACCCCUUUCUUGCACCACAACGACGACGAAGGCUUUUUUGAUUCACAUAAGAAGGGAUUUAAUCGCACCGAUACGGCAAACCUUUCAACCGCCGGAUCUGCCCAUUCAACCUUUAGCAGUUUCCAGGCAUCGUGGCUUCCCGAAGUCCUCUGGAUCUUACUAUCUAUUGCUUGCUUAGGCAUCAUUGCCGUAAUACUAAGCCGCUUCGACCAAGAAUCACUGCGAGAAUUCUCACUACCAAUCACUUUGAACACACUCGUCGCAUUUUUCAUAACUAUUUGCCAUGCCGCUCUGAUAUUUCCUGUGGUCCAGGGGUUGAGCCAGCUCAAAUGGAACUGGUUUGCCAGCCAAGACAGAAGCUUGGCUGAUUUCCAGGCAUUUGAUGAUGCUAGAACUGGCCCAUUUGGUGCCGUCAAGCUUCUUAUUGCAACAAAGGGCCGUCUUCUGAAUGUCAUUCUUGUAAUCAUAAUGCUGUUGGGCCUGGUCACAUCGGCGAUGACACAGAUGAUUAUUGCCUACCCAUCCCGCCUCGCCAACGGCUCCGCCGUGCCACAGGCCUUCAGGGCAGAAAAUUAUCCAAAUAACAACAACCAAGCCACUUCCGCGCCAGACUUGGAUAGGCGCCAAAAGCAAAGCAUCCAGAAUGGUAUCUACAACCCUGCCGAAGUUCCUAUCGCAAAUUUGCCACCGAUAUGUGGCUCUAGAGUGUGUGAGACCCAGAAGUUCAGCUCUCUUGCGGUGUGUUCACGCGCAGAGGAUAUAUCCAAUCGACUCCAGAUAUCAUCUGAUCCGUUGGUCGACGAUUUGAUUACGCGCCUUGGCCUGAACGGCUCUCGACAAGUCCGAAACGCAAGCUUGGGUAACGGGGCAUAUCUAAUCGGCUCGACCGACACAUAUAAUCUCAACAUAACCUCUCUCCUUUUGGAAUCGUCAGAUAUCAGGUCGGCAAAUACAUCUUUCGCCUUCUCAGACCAGCCUAAUUUGAUGGCGGCAGCAAUAUCCAACGUGUUUAUUAUAUACACCAAGCAAGUGUCGUUCCAAGAAUCAGGGCCUUCCUCUACAGGGUCGUCAGACACAGCGUUUAGUGCCAUGGAGAUUCUCUUUCACUUUUGUGUCGCAGAGUAUACAGUCAAAUCCGACACCGAGAUGAGCCAACAGAAUGCCCAGUUCACAACCCGAGUAGAGGAAAGGACGGUAGUUCUAUCGGAGUCCGGGAAGGACUACAAGGUUGACCGUAAUUCGGCAGCAGCACUAAUGCGGUACAUGGCAUCUACGUUCUACGGCACAUUUUCCGCAGCCAUGGGCUCCAGCGCCGUCGGUUAUACGGGGACCAGCGACGCUCUCGGGUUCAGCAUGUUCGGUGCUUCCUCCCAAACACUACCCGAGAGGGACCGUCUUGCCUCUGUGCGUAAUCUGACACAAAAUGUGGCGACCAGCUUGACGAACACGAUCCGGACUCAAGGCAUGCAAAUUUCUGCUGCUCCCAUCCGGCACGAGACGUACAUAUCGAUCAGAUGGGGCUGGUUUGCCUUCCUGGUUGUGCAGGUCGUCCUAGCUGCCGCCUUCCUGGGUGGUGUCAUCAUGGAGACCAUCUUGCUCGACGUUCGCGUGCUCAAAAGCUCUGCUCUCGCCGGAAUGUUUGCCGUCUCCGCCGAGGACCGCAAGCUGCUGGAGGCUGAGGGCAUCGGCAGGGUAGACGAAGGUCACGUCAUGGCCAGCGCAAUCAAGGCUGACGGCAUUAGGGGCCGAUUUGUCUGUAGUGGAGAUAGGGAGGGCUGGGUUCUGGACCUGGGUGUCCGCUAAGGCGGGGUGAUAUGUGCCAUUGGGCCAUGAUUGCUCUUUGAUUUGGGGCAUUGUCUUUGACUUGCGUCUUUUUGUCUUACUCGUCCAUUGUAAAAAAUAAAAUAAAAAAUAAAAACAGCAUAUGUAGCCAGCACAUGGCCUGGCCAGUCAUUUAGCAUAGUGUCGGCGUUCUGUUUCUAGGAAGGAAAAUACAAGUUCGAUCGACAAAAGUUCAUGGUGGCAACGGCAAUGCUUCCGUCUGGUCCAUAGCCCAUCAUCAACCUCUUAGACUGGCCUUAGUUAAUCAUCUAGGCAGAUGCCGCGGAAUAGAUUGUAAUAUGCAUGAUACGUAACAUUUCCCGCGUUGACAUAUGGAUGGUGACCAAGACUUUUGAUCGAAUCGGAUAGCGAAUCCAAACCAAGGCGGGAGUUUCCAAGGCGGGAGAUUAUUCAAAAAGAACAAACAAACAAAAGGUGAGUGAGGCCAUUCUUGCACACACCAUGGAGCUUACCGG
This is a messenger RNA of Pyricularia grisea, 3643 nucleotides long. RefSeq lists its product as uncharacterized. NCBI's taxonomy places the organism in Eukaryota, Fungi, Ascomycota, Sordariomycetes, Magnaporthales, Pyriculariaceae. The coding region runs from base 153 to 3149 and encodes 998 amino acids. The record is from RefSeq and is a predicted model, not a curated record. The transcript is spliced from 6 exons.